GCAUUCAAAAAAGCAAACCAAGAAGACCCACAAAUGGAACUUGAAAAGGGACUCAAAAUCAAACUAGAUGAUUUUGCAGCUGCAGACGGUCCUUUCUUUUCAUCUAGAGAAACACACACCAUGUUCAUCCUCACUUCUCCUCUCAAAGGUUAUAGGAGAGGAAAUAUAAAGAUUGAGAUCAAUGAGGACGGGACUCGGAUUGAAAUCAGCGGUGAGAUGCCAGUUCAGGAGAUGAUGAAAGAGAGAGAGAUGAGGGGUUUCAGGAAGGCUUUCAGAAUUCCAUCUGGGGUGGAUUUGGAUAAAAUCAAAGCUAGGCUUAAUGAAGAAGAAUCAAUUUUGAUAAUUUCAAUGCCAAAGUUGGUUAAAGGGGUUAUUGUUGGGGGUGGGAUAGAGGAAGUGAAAGAAGAGGGGUUUGCCAGAGGGGUGUCUGAAACCGUGAAAGCUGUUGCCGAUGAGGUUGCUGAAAGAAAGACAUUGCAGAAGCAAGAAUAUGGAGAAUCGAGUACUGAAGAUCGCGAAAAAAGUGAUAGGAAUGUGGAAAAAUUGUCCGAAGCUUCUGAAUUUGGACGCGGGAAAAAAUAUGAAGACUCGGCUCAUGAGAAAGUAGAAUCUGCUGGAUCAAAAGUGGCGAUCCCAAAAGAAACUCAAGGUGAAGAACAGAAAAAGAAAGGAGUUCCAGAAGCAGAGACUACUGUAGUGGAAAAUCAGUUAAAAGAUGAUGAUUGUGGCACGAAGACCACCGAAUCAACAAAAUCCGUUCCUGAUCAAGCAAUUCAGCAGCCAGCAUUAUCAAGUCCACCAUCAGUUGAAAAAGGUCAAGCUGUUGAAGUACGCGCUGAUGAUAAAAUUCCGGGAGUGGAAAGCAAAAUGCAAAUACAAGAAUCAGAAAAACAGAAAACCAGUCGAGCUAUUCAAGAAUCAAAGGAAUCCAAAGGCAAACAAGAAGUUGAUCGUAAUGAAACUUCAGACAUGGAACAGCAUAAAGAUCAAUGUCAGUAUGAUAAAAAUCAAGAAGUUGCCAAAACAGAAGAAAAUCAUGGAACAGAAAAUGAUAUUCAAGAAGAAGAAGAAUCAGAAUCAGAAUCAGAAUCAGAAAAGAUAAGGGCUCUUGAAAAACCUCCUCAAGAGGCUAAAGUGGAUGAAUCUGCAAAACCUCCUCCGAAAAAGUCCAAGCUUCCUAUCAUGGCAGGAUCAGCCUUUCUCGUCUCUCUGAUAGUGAUCGUCAUUCAUUUGAUAAAAGCAAAAAACCAGCCAAGCAAUAUCAAAGCCAAAAAGCAUUGAAUAAGAGGUGCUUCAACCAUUUAUUUUCUUUGCUGCUACUGAUUGAUCAUAGUGUAGUAGAAUGAAUGGUAGUCAAUGGCUUUACCAAAGCCAACAUGUUAUAUUCCUACAAGACAGGGCACUGUGUAAGAACUUGUUCAGACACUGGGCUAUAUUAGCUACCAUGUCCUGUGUGAAUUGAUCGAGACUAUUGCAUCUUCUAAAGAUCAUAAAGAGCAAUGGCUGUUGUCAUUACU
Molecule: messenger RNA, 1517 nt
Organism: Cornus florida
Lineage: Eukaryota; Viridiplantae; Streptophyta; Magnoliopsida; Cornales; Cornaceae
Exons: 2
Coding region: 34-1281 (415 amino acids)
Source: RefSeq, a predicted model, not a curated record